This is a messenger RNA of Monosiga brevicollis MX1, 564 nucleotides long. RefSeq lists its product as uncharacterized. The record is from RefSeq and is a predicted model, not a curated record. The coding region runs from base 1 to 564 and encodes 187 amino acids. NCBI's taxonomy places the organism in Eukaryota, Choanoflagellata, Craspedida, Salpingoecidae. The transcript has 2 exons.
AUGUAUGAUCUGCCCGGCACCACGUCCAGUUUUGACUAUUGCGUGCUCGACACGGACUUUAUGUUUUCGUAUGAAACGAGCCUGCAGGAGAAGGUGAACGGCAAGCACAUUUAUCGGUCGUUCUGGAACCGGGCACCCAUUGUGCCCCCGCUAAUGGAAGCCUUUGCCAUGGACAUCUCGCGGCCCAUCGUUUACCUCUGGUCGUUUUCCCACAAGGAGUUUGAGCUGAUGUUGGAUCAGGAGCGCUCUGUGCUCAACGCACUCGCGGUUCACAACGCGAACAUCCAGCACAUCAACAUCAUGAUCUUCCCCAAGGGUGUCACAAGCUUGAUCAGCACGUCCAGGAAAAGCGACUGGUCGUGUCAGCAAUACUUGGCCGCGGUGGAGGCCAACCUCAACAAAAAGCGCCGCCUUGCAUGCGACCAGGCCUCGGAGUUGCCCAACUACACCGUGCGCAAGGAAUUGCCCAAGUAUCGGAUCUACCUCAUGGAUCCGGAUUACUUCAGAAAACCCAAGCUCUUGGACGUGGAGACAUGCGCACCCGAAUUUGAGAGCAAGAAGUAA